Molecule: messenger RNA, 2675 nt
Organism: Penicillium canescens
Lineage: Eukaryota; Fungi; Ascomycota; Eurotiomycetes; Eurotiales; Aspergillaceae
Exons: 6
Coding region: 1-2223 (740 amino acids)
Biological process (GO): intracellular protein transport; endoplasmic reticulum to Golgi vesicle-mediated transport; COPII-coated vesicle cargo loading
Cellular component (GO): COPII vesicle coat; endoplasmic reticulum exit site
Molecular function (GO): zinc ion binding; SNARE binding
Source: RefSeq, a predicted model, not a curated record
AUGAUCCUCCAGCCCCUCGCACCUCUGGACCCUGGCGAACAACCGAUCCCCGUGCUGGACUUCGGGGAUGUUGGUCCACCGCGAUGCCGACGAUGCCGAACCUAUAUCAACCCUUUCAUGUCCUUCCGAUCUGGUGGCAGCAAGUUCGUUUGUAACAUGUGCACAUUCCCGAACGAUACACCUCCCGAAUACUUCGCGCCGCUGGACCCCUCCGGUGCGCGUGUCGAUCGCAUGCAGCGGCCGGAAUUAAUGAUGGGAACUGUGGAGUUCACUGUUCCCAAAGAAUACUGGAACAAAGAACCUGUUGGUUUGCAAACACUCUUUUUGAUCGAUGUCAGCCGGGAGUCGGUCCACCGAGGAUUCCUCAAGGGUGUCUGUCAGGGUAUUCAAGAUGCUCUGUACGGCGAUGGUAGUGAACCAUCUGGGACUGAAGGCGAUGAGUCGACGCGCAAAUUGCCUGCGGGGGCAAAGGUCGGCAUUGUCACGUAUGACAGGGAAGUGCAAUUCUACAACCUGACCGCAACAUUGGACCAGGCCCACAUGAUGGUAAUGACCGAUUUGGAGGAGCCUUUUGUACCUUUGAGCGAGGGUCUCUUUGUGGACCCAUAUGAGUCGAAGUCCGUGAUCACUUCGCUUCUCAGCAAGAUACCCAGCGUUUUCUCUCAGAUCAAGAACCCCGAGUCUGCUUUGCUACCAACAUUGAACUCGGCACUCUCAGCACUACAGGCUACAGGUGGCAAGAUUGUCUGUGCUAUGGCCAGUCUGCCUACCGGUCCGGGGGCCCUGUCAAUGAGAGAGGAUCCAAAAAUCCACGGAACAGAGGCAGAACGGAAGCUGUUCAGCACAGAAAAUCCAGCAUGGAAGAAGACAGCAAGCAAGCUGGCUGAAGCAGGUGUAGGCGUCGAUCUGUUCAUGGCAGCUCCCGGUGGCACUUAUCUGGAUGUGGCAACCGUCGGACAUGUCUCUGGUCUCACUGGAGGCGAGACCUUCUUCUACCCUAACUUCCAUGCUCCUCGAGAUCUCCUGAAGCUGCGGAAUGAAAUUUCUCAUGCUGUCACCCGAGAGACUGGAUACCAGACCUUGAUGAAAGUCCGAUGCUCCAAUGGGCUCCAGGUUUCUGCUUACCAUGGGAACUUCGUUCAGCAUACACUCGGUGCGGAUCUUGAGAUAGGUGGCAUUGAUGCUGAUAAGGCCAUUGGUGUUCUCUUUAGCUACGAUGGAAAGCUUGACCCUAAGCUGGACGCGCACUUCCAGGCUGCCUUGCUGUACACUUCCGCAGACGGCCAACGGCGCGUCCGUUGUAUCAACGUUGUAGCGGCGGUUAAUGAGGGUGGUAUGGAGACGAUGAAGUUUGUCGAUCAGGAUGCCGUGGUUGCUGUCAUCGCCAAGGAGGCUGCAUCUAAAACUUUGGACAAGACCCUCAAAGAUAUCCGGGCCAAUAUCUCAGAGAAGACAGUCGAUAUCUUCAGCGGAUACCGCAAGAUCUUCUCUGGAUCCCACCCACCUGGGCAAUUGGUGUUGCCUGAGAACCUGAAGGAAUUCUCAAUGUACAUGCUGAGCUUGGUCAAGUCAAGAGCAUUCAAGGGCGGCAACGAGUCAUCAGACCGACGGGUGCAUGACAUGCGCAUGAUCCGGUCAUUCGGCUGCACCGAAAUGUCCCUGUAUCUCUACCCGCGCAUUAUCCCAGUCCACAACAUGCAACCAGAAGAUGGAUUCCCGAACGAGCACGGACAACUCCAAAUCCCGCCCUCCCUACGAGCCAGCUUCUCCCGCAUCGAAGAAGGCGGCGCCUAUCUAAUCGACAACGGCCAGGCCGUCCUACUAUGGCUGCACGCACAGGUAUCGCCCAAUCUAUUGGAAGACCUAUUCGGCCCAGGCCACGACUCCCUCCAAGGCCUCAGCGCCAACACCUCCUCCCUUCCCGUGCUGGAGACGCAUCUGAACGCCCAGGUACGCAACCUGCUGCAAUACUUCUCGACAGUGCGCGGAUCCAAAUCCGUGACGAUCCAGCUGGCCCGGCAAGGCAUGGAUGGGGCGGAGUACGAGUUCGCCCGACUCCUGCUGGAAGACCGGAACAAUGAGGCACAAAGCUACGUUGACUGGUUGGUUCAUAUCCACCGCCAGAUAAACAUGGAGUUGGCUGGACACCGCAAGAAGGAGGAUUCGGGUGAGAGCUCGGGUGCCUUGGCCAGUUUGUCUGCUAUGCGGGCUCCAUAUUGGUAGAGGGAGAUGGUGAGGUGAGAUUCGCCCACACUAUUCCAAUCCACACCCUGCCAGGUACGCCCACCCUCCCGGCCGCCCGGCCGGCGCCUCCGGCUAGGCUGCAGGCUUACCUGCAAGAAUGGCGACGGGGAGUUAGUUGGAGGGGUGGGGACAGAUGAGGGGUCUGGCCUGUCCAUGCCAGGAAAAUGAGGGUGAGGGGGACGCUUACUUUGGUGGCUGAGUUGAUGUAGGGUGGAGCGAGCGGCGAUGCAAAGGCAAAAGGAACGGGAAAAAAAAGAACAAAAAAAGCAGAAACAGAAUCGGUGUGAGACACCGGAGAAUUCAUGUGCACAGUUCAAUAUACCAGGUCGUAUUUUUCUCAGUAUGUCACUAUGUCACCUUGGUCCACAUGGGAAUGCCUGUAUACUCAUUAGCCAAGACGCAGUAGACAGUUCCACAUGUCUACUUUAACC